AUGACAUGUAUCAAAACAGUGUCUUAUUCCAUAUUGAUCAAUAGCAACCCAACCCCACCCUUUGAUGCAAAGAGAGGGGUGAGGCAAGGGGAAGCACUAUCUCCUUUCUUGUUUGUACUUGCUAUGGAAUACUUGAGUAGGAUUCUUAAAAACCUCAAAAACAGCCUUGACUUCAAUUUUCACCCUAGAUGUGAGAAACUGAACCUUGUCCAACUAGGAUUUGCAGAUGAUCUGCUUCUGUUCUGCAGAGGGGAUCUUGGUUCUGCUACAAUGUUGUAUGAUGCAUUUCAAUUGUUUUCUUCUUCCUCUAGUCUGAUUGCUAACCAAGGAAAGAGUUGCAUAUACUUUGGGGGAGUAACACCAGAGGAUCAACAGGAGAUCACCCAAGCACUGGGCUUCACCACUGGCACUUUGCCAUUCAGAUAUCUAGGGGUGCCUUUAAGCUCCAAAAGGUUAUCCAUCGGACAAUGUCAACCUCUCCUGGAUAAAAUGGUUGGGAAGAUCACUAUAUGGACAACAAAAUUUCUCUCAUACGCAGGCAGGCUCCAGUUGAUCAAGAGUGUCCUACUAGCAAUACAAAAUUUUUGGUCCCAAAUUUUUAUACUCCCACAGAAGAUCAUUCAGCAAAUUGAGACUAUAUGCAGGAAAUUCUUGUGGACUGGCAGUGUUGAACCCUUAAAAAGUGCUUUGAUUGCUUGGAUACUUUAUGUAUGCCCAAGAUAG
Molecule: messenger RNA, 723 nt
Organism: Lycium ferocissimum
Lineage: Eukaryota; Viridiplantae; Streptophyta; Magnoliopsida; Solanales; Solanaceae
Exons: 1
Coding region: 1-723 (240 amino acids)
Source: RefSeq, a predicted model, not a curated record